Messenger RNA from Glycine soja, 3261 nucleotides. RefSeq names its product disease resistance protein RGA2-like. NCBI's taxonomy places the organism in Eukaryota, Viridiplantae, Streptophyta, Magnoliopsida, Fabales, Fabaceae. Gene Ontology annotation, biological process: defense response to other organism. The coding region runs from base 93 to 2726 and encodes 877 amino acids. The transcript is spliced from 2 exons. Gene Ontology annotation, molecular function: ADP binding. The record is from RefSeq and is a predicted model, not a curated record.
AUUUAGGGUGGUUUUCUGAUUCAAGUCAAUCCCGGUAAACAAAUUUACGAUUACUUUCGUUUAGUUUACGUUGGCUUUCCUGAAGAACAUAUAUGGCCGAAUUUUUCGUGUUCGACAUUGCUGAAUCCCUGCUAGGGAAGCUGGCUUCUUAUGUUCAUGAAGAAGUUUCUGGAGCAUAUGAUGUGUAUGAGGAUCUUCAAGGGAUCAAAGACACCUUGUCAAUUGUGAAAGGUGUGCUGUUGGAUGCUGAGGAGAAGAAGGAGCAGAAGCACGGGUUGCGGGAAUGGCUGAGGCAGAUUCAAAACAUGUGCUUAGAUGCUGAAGACGUGUUGGAUGGAUUUGAGUGCCAAAUUUUGCGAAAUCAAGUUGUCAAAGCUUCAGGCAGCACCAGGGUGAAGGUAGGCCACUUUUUUUCUUGGUCUAAUUCUCUUGUUUUCCGUCUUAGGAUGGCUCGUCAAAUCAAACAUGUUAGGCAUAGAUUGAACAAGAUAGCAGCUGAUGGGAACAAGUUUGGUCUUGAGAGGAUUGAUGUUGAUCACAGACUUGUGCAGAGGAGAGAAAUGACUUAUUCACAUGUUGAUGCUUCUGGGGUGAUAGGAAGGGAGAAUGAUGUGGAAGAAAUUAUCAAUCUUUUAACGCAACCUCAUUCUGGUGGUGAUGGAGAUAAUAAAAGUGUGUGUGUUAUUCCCAUAGUGGGUAUUGGAGGUUUGGGGAAGACCACACUUGCAAAGUUGGUGUUCAAUGAUAAGAGGAUGGAUAAACUUUUCCAAUUGAAGAUGUGGGUGUGUGUCUCUGAAGAUGACUUUGACAUUAGGCGGAUAAUUGUUAAAAUCAUCAAUUCUGCUUCAGCUCCAACUAGUGCUCUUGUUCACCAAGAAAACAUUAAUAACUUAGAUAUUGAGCAGUUACAAAGUCGUCUUAGACAAGUGCUUUCUGAUCAGAAGUAUUUACUAGUGUUGGAUGAUAUAUGGAAUGAUGACCGCCCAAAAUGGAUAGAGUUGAAAGAUUUAAUAAAAGUUGGUGGAAUGGGAAGCAAAAUCUUGGCAACAACUCGAAGUAACUCAAUUGCUUCAAUGAUGGGCACUGUUCCCUCGUAUGUUUUAGAAGGCCUUUCUAUGGAGAAUUGUUUAUCACUCUUUGUCAAAUGGGCAUUUAAGGAAGGUGAGGAAAGAAAGUAUCCAAAUCUAGUGGAGAUGGGAAAAGAAAUUGUGAAAAAAUGCCGAGGCGUUCCAUUAGCUGUGCGGACUUUAGGAAGUUCUCUGUUUUUAAAUUUUGAUUUAGAAGGGUGGGAAUUCGUAAGAGACCAUGAGAUAUGGAACUUAAAACAAAAAAAUUAUGACAUUUUACCUGCUCUUAAGUUGAGCUAUGAUCAAAUGCCAUCCCAUUUGAAGCACUGUUUUGCUUACUUUUCCCUUUUCCCUAAAGAUUUUGGCUUUGCUGGUAAUCAAAUUUCAAAUCUUUGGGUGGCACUUGGAUUACUUCGAUCACCAGUUGGAAGUCGACAUGUAGAGAAUGUUGCAAAACAAUAUAUUGAUGAGUUACGCUCAAGAUCAUUUCUAGAGGAUUUUGAGGACUUCGGCCACUUUUACUAUUUCAAACUACAUGAUUUGGUGCAUGAUCUUGCGCUGUAUAUUUCAAAAGAGGAUCUUCUAGUGGUAAACUCACGUACUCGCAAUAUACCUGAGCAAGUAAGGCAUUUAUCAGUUGUUGAAAAUGAUUCACUUCGCCAUGCUUUGUUCCCCAGGUCCAGAAGUGUGAGAACUAUACUAUUUCCCAUUCAUGGAAUCGGUGUUGGCAAUGAAGCUCUCUUGGAUGCAUGGAUAACAAGAUACAAAUAUUUACGGCUUCUAGAUUUAAGUGAUUCCUCUUUUGAGACUCUACCUAAUUCAAUUGCUAAGUUGGAACUUUUGCGCGCUCUCAAGCUUGAAAAUAAUUGCAGAAUAAAAAGACUUCCUCAUUCUCUAUGCAAACUCCAAAAUUUGCUAUUUUUGUCACUUAGAGGAUGCGUGCAGCUUGAAACAUUGACUAAAGGAUUAGGGAUGUUAAUCAGCCUUCAACACUUGCAUAUAACCACAAAACAAUCUAUUCUGUCAGAGGAAGAUUUUGCAGGCUUAAGCAAUGUUCACACUUUGAGUUUUGAGUAUUGUGACAAUUUGAAGUUUUUGUUCAGACGUGCACAACUCCCUUCCCUUGAGGUUUUGCAUGUUCAAUCAUGUGGGAGCCUAGAGUCGUUGCCUCUUCAUAUUCUUCCUAAACUUGAGGCUCUGUUGGUAAGACAGUGCGGGAUGCUAAAUCUGUCGUUGAACUAUGAAAGCGCAAUCCAAAGAUUGAGGAUGAAAUUCCUGCAUCUUGAGCAUUGUCCAAGGCAACAGACAUUGCCUCAAUGGAUUCUAGGAGCCGCUGACACUUUGCAGACAUUGUUAAUUAUAAAUUUUCAUAGUCUUAAGAUGCUUCCCGAGUGGCUGACAACAAUGACUCAUCUUAAGAUGCUUCAUAUUGUUAACUGUCCUCUGCUGUUGUGUCUCCCAAGUGACAUGCAUUGCCUCACUGCCCUUGAAGAUUUGAGCAUAGAUGGUUGUCCUGAAUUGUGUAAAAAAUGUGAGCCACAAUCUGGUGAAUUCUGGUCCUUCAUUGCUCACAUCAAACACCUUUCCAUUGGAGAAACAAGAGAAGGGCACCUCCUUUUUCGAAUGCUGUCAAGGCUGCGGUUGGAUUUGCGUGGUUAGUAAAACUAAAAUGUUAGGCACAAAUGCAGUCAUGACAGAGGACACUACACACGGAACCCUCCACCUUCAGCUUCUUGACGUUACUUUAUUUCGGCCUGCGAAAGGUUACACCGGUGCUGGAAGUGAAACCUAAUAUUGAUGAGAUGGCAAAGAGUCACAAAGCCUGAACUUUUGUUCUGAGAAACAGUAACUAGUUUACUUUAUGCAUGCCUUAGUUUCUUCUAGUGGAUUUUCCUUGAAGCACAGAUGAGCAAUAAAUGUAUGAUUUUUGGGAUGAUGGUGUUAUUAUGUGGAAGUCCUCUGCAUGUUAGGUAAUUUGCUAGCUCUUCCCAAGCAGAAAUUUGAAGCUGUCUGUUAAAGCUUGAGUUCAACAUUGUUGUAUGCUAAGUUCUAACAAUUGACCAAAUUUUGGUCUGUUUUGUUAAUGGUCGAUGAUGAUAAAAGGCUGCAUUAUUAGAAAUAAUGGUUUCUGAUAUUUUCAUUUUGUUGGCUGCUCAAUGACAAUGAUAAAGAGUUCACAUGUCAUUUGAAUUUC